Alligator sinensis (Chinese alligator) is the source of this 1855-nucleotide messenger RNA. RefSeq names its product ATPase Na+/K+ transporting family member beta 4 (gene ATP1B4). The transcript is spliced from 9 exons. Bases 364 to 1329 code for a protein of 321 amino acids. Gene Ontology annotation, biological process: regulation of DNA-templated transcription; sodium ion transport; potassium ion transport. Gene Ontology annotation, cellular component: sodium:potassium-exchanging ATPase complex; nuclear inner membrane. NCBI's taxonomy places the organism in Eukaryota, Metazoa, Chordata, Crocodylia, Alligatoridae. The record is from RefSeq and is a predicted model, not a curated record.
GAUGACCUUGCUGUUUGUUAGUCUUUAUGAACAGGUUCCUGCUCUCGUAAGGCAGCAAGGAGGGUGCUUCCCUAUCUAGGAGUUGUCUUAUUUUCUUGGGGACUUCAAUACAGUGGAUCAUGUUGUAGGUGCAAAUGGCAUUAAGUGGAAGAGGAGCUUAAGUGCGGCCAGGAUCCUGUUGCAUGAUCUCAACCUUCUGAUGAAAGCAAGUUAUUUUUUGAUCUCUUCCCCAGCAUCUAAGUCUUCUUUUCAAGGUCAAAAAGCAACGUGUUCUAUCUGGUCCCACUUGAUCCCAGCCACGAAGAAAAAGCAGAGGUCUCUUAUUGCUUGCAUUUGAUUUAAAGGGCUGAACCUGCUUUCUCCAUGGACAUGAAUGCUACCUCCAGAGGGGCUGAAGGCCAGCCUGGGAGCCCCCACCAGAAACCGGAAAAUAAGCAGGAACAGCAAAUGCAGAACUCCGGCAGAGAAGGGAGAGAGGAAGUGAUGGCGAAGAAAACUUGGGCAGAUGUAAUUCAAGAAAUGAAAAAUUUCCUUUGGGAUCCAGAGAACAGAACAUGUCUGGGAAGAACAGCUAAGAGCUGGGGCUUGAUCUUAUUGUUUUACUUCAUUUUGUACUUAUUUCUGGCUGGGUUGUUCGCCUUCUGCAUGUACGUAAUGGUGCUCACGCUGAACCCCUACACACCGAUAUACAGGGAUAGAGUUGCUCUGCCAGGAGUAAUGAUUAGACCAUACAUACAUGGGUUUACCAUUGCCUUCAACGUAUCAGAGCCUAGCAGCUGGCUUCCAUAUGUGGACAGUAUGCACCGCUUCCUCACAGCUUACAAUGACACCAUUCAAGAGGAAAAAAACAUUGAGUGCAUAGCAGGCCAGUACUUUAUUCAAGAGGGGGAUGAGAGCGAGCAGAAGAGGGCCUGCCAGUUCAAGCGCUCACUUCUGCAGAAUUGUUCUGGAAUUGAGGAUCCAACGUUCGGCUACUCAAGAGGCCAGCCAUGCAUUCUGCUGAAGAUGAACCGGAUCAUAGGCUACCAGGCUGGUGCCGGGACACCAGUGAGUGUGGACUGUAGAGUGCAGAAAGGCAAUGUGAGUGAUCUCAAAUCAGUGGACUUCUAUCCAGAAAGUGGAACAUUUGAUCUCAUGUACUAUCCCUACUAUGGAAAGCACACUCAUGUCAACUACACAUCCCCACUGGUGGCUAUGCACUUUACAGAUGUGAGGAAGAAUUACUUUGUCCCCAUUCAGUGCAAACUGAACGGGAAAGGCAUUGUGAAUGAUGUUCACAACGACCGCUUCCUGGGGCGCAUCGUCUUCACAUUCAACAUUGGCAUGUAGUCACUCGAAAUGUUCACUGGGCACUUUGUUUAUGGCAAACAUGUUUUUCUCUUUUUAAAAAGAAUAACAGCAGAACGCAGGACACUUCUGUUAAAAACAGACAAGUUUGUUUUGGAAGUCUUUUGGUAGACAGGUCUUUAUUUGAUUUUUUUUUUUUUUUCUUUUUAUAGCUAAUGACAAUUUGUCAUGCAAUAUUCAAACUGAUAAACUACAUUUUCUAAAUGUAAAGGCCUGACCUAAACCAUUUUAGCAGUAAAAAUACAAAUCUGGUAACCAUAGGUAGAGGCCCUGCUCAAAUAGGUCCAUUUUAAUCUUAACUACUUUUUGGAUAUUUUAACAUUAUUUCCCUAGGAUUGUGACUUUAUUUUUCUUUAUAGUUUUAAGCAUAUUUCUCAUAAGAAACAAACAAGAUGAUAAUUAAUCAAUACUGCAGGGUACUCCAUGCUCCCAUUUAAAAAAAGAAAUGUAAAGACAACCUUGAAUUACAUGUGUAAAAACAAUAAUUAAAAAAAAAAAUCAAAUAAGG